Colossoma macropomum (tambaqui) is the source of this 2876-nucleotide messenger RNA. RefSeq names its product chromosome alignment-maintaining phosphoprotein 1-like. The record is from RefSeq and is a predicted model, not a curated record. Gene Ontology annotation, biological process: attachment of mitotic spindle microtubules to kinetochore. Lineage: Eukaryota; Metazoa; Chordata; Actinopteri; Characiformes; Serrasalmidae. The transcript has 4 exons. The coding region runs from base 95 to 1732 and encodes 545 amino acids.
ACUGCGGUGGGACCCAUUUGUAUACAUGUUUAAUACAUGCAGCGUUCUGGCACAGCGAUAAUAAUAACUGUGCUCUGACCUUAAUAAGAUCACCAUGUCCAAAAAGACGUACUAUCAGAGGCGCGAGAGCUUCUCCUCAGAGUACUGCUGUGUUCCUCUGUGUGGAGCCACCGCCAAGUACAACUCGGUGCUCAGCUUCCACGCUUUCCCGUCGGAUGACGAGUUGAGGAAAGCGUGGAUAAUCAAUAUACGACGGGAUAACAUUACAAUAACACCUCAUACUCGGGUCUGCAGCCGACACUUCAGGCCAGAAGAUAUCAAGGACCGAACGGAGUACGGCGGCAGGCGGAGGCUGAUAAAGGGCGCCGUGCCGGUGCUGUUUCAAUGGAACGACUACGGUGUCGGGGGAAGACUCGACGGACUGAAACGACUUGUGCUGGAAACGGAGGAGGAGAUCAUUUCAGUUCUUACAGCUUCCCAUGUUAGUGAUGGUGGUUAUCAUUAUGACACACAGCAGACAAAAGAUAUCAUCUCAGCACGAUAUUACUGGCCUGAUAUGUCGAAUCGCAUAAAAACAUGGGUAGACGCAUGUGACGGAUGUGUAAAAAUGGAUAACGGAAGUUCUGGUUGCGCAACUGGUUAUCUAGAUAGAGCACCCCAAAAAGCCAUCAAUGAUGCAAGAAUCUCAGAAGCAACUCAUGUUGUCAGAGAAGCUCAGGACAUGGAACCUAAGUUCUCAACCACAGCAGACUUCAAGAAGCAGAUGAUGAGCUCUGGAAAUGGAGGCAGUAACCUGCAGUGUCCAUACUGCUACUUCCAGUGCAACACCAAAUGCUCUUUUCAAAUCCAUGUUGGCUCCCAGCAUCCCCUCCACUGUGAAGAUGUAUCUGUGGGCCGCUUGGGUAAAGUUAUUUUCUACCAGCGCACAGCCAAGCUCUUCCACUGCUACAUCUGCUUCUUCACGUCCAAAGACUACAGCAAGUUGUUCGACCACCUGUUGGUCCAGCACAGCUUCUCUGGCAAAGCACUACGGAAGGAUGAAGCUUUGGGGUUAAAGCAGAAAUCUGACGAAGCCAAGGAAAGCUGCAGAGCCAGUAAGGACAGCAAAGAUUCAGAUUCAUCUGAGGUUGGACAUGGGGAAGGAAGUGAGCGGGACAAGGUCCCUAGUCCCAAGAUGCAACCCGACAGUUUGAUGGAUGUAGACACUCUUAAAACAGAAGAAGGACAGAGCAUUGAAGGGGGAGCUUCGAACGGAUCAAACGAAGACUCCAACUUUUCCAGCAGCUUGUUAAAGAGGAAGCGGAGCUCUGCGUCUUGCAGCGAAGAUGACGACGACGAAGAGGAGGACGAGGACGAGUUAGACAGCAGCCAGGCAGCUAAAGAGGAGAAAAAUGCUGCAGUCAUGAAAUACACUGAACACUUGAGCACGCGCUAUUACUACUGCAAGUUCUGCAAGUGGCGCUCCAAGAAGAAAGGCUUUUUACUGUACCACGUCAGCCAGAAGCAUGACGUCCCCAAGCCGCAUGCCUGCAAAGAGUGCAAGAAGACCUUCAUGCUGGAAACCCUGCUGACCAAACAUGUUAAACUGUUCCAUAAACAAGGGUUGUACCAGUGCCCGUUCUGCCCUUUUGAGUCCAAUUUCCUUCGAGGGAUCCGCCGUCACCUCAAUAACUGUAGAGGAGAGGAGGGGGGUGAGAUUGAAGGACACAUGGAUACUGAAGAAAAGGAAUGAGGGUGGCAAUUGGAGAAUGUUGGAAUAGGGUGCUUAUAGAUCAUUGAGCUUUGGCUUAAAUUGAAAUUCCUUCUUUACUCUUAAAAAAAUUAAGGUGCCAAAAAGGGUUCUUUGGAGUGAUGCCACAGAAGAACGUCUUUGGUUCAAUGAAGAACGUUUCAGUGGAUUAUUCUUCAUGGAACAGUAUUUAACGAAUGAGAUUUUUUUUUUAACAUUUCAAGAACUUUUUAAACUUUGUUGUUCAUGUUGCCAGUAUUUUUGAACACUACAUCCUAGUAAAUGUCUUUUAUACUGCAUUGUUCGAAUGGAAACCUAUGGGAGCUAUGGACUUGUUUCAACACCUUUACAUGAGGUGGUGAAACGUCUUCACUCAAAAACAGAGAAAGAAUCAGUAGUGUUUUAAUUCAAUUGCCAGUGAUACUGCCUUAGUGAAGUGUUUUAGUAUAUGGGGUUUUAUUGGUAUUAUCUUCAGCUGUAAUAAGAAAGUCAAGGAAUCUACUCACAAUAGCAUUUUGCUGUUUUAAGAAAAAAGCUAUUAUACGUAUGUACACAGUUCAUUGACAAUGGUUAUAUAACCUUAAUAGAUAUUUGUAGUUGAUAAAGGUUGAUCGCCUUUGCCAGACAUUGUUUGUUAUUGUUGUAGCCCUUCUCAUCGUUUUGGGGGGCAAAACUGCCUUUUUUUCUCUCUCUCUCUUUUUUGUUUUACAGGGUCCAUAUCAUGGAAGACCAAAUGGGGAUUUUUUUUCUUUGUUUUGUUUGUUUUUUAGAUAGAAUAAUGUAAUACAGAAACACUUUCAGAAGGUUUCAAAAGGUACCAUACACUCCUCAGUCCAUAAAUGAAGGCCAAGCUGCAAAAACAGCCCAUUUUGGGUUCACUGUUUUCGUGAUGUCACGAAAACCAGCACAUUUAGUAGUAUGCACAAGUUUCCUGGAUAAUUUACAUGUUGAUUUCCUCUAUGAAAAUUAGUACACAUCAUCUACACUUCUGCACAUUGUGUUUUAUUUUGCUGAACUCAGUAUAACAAUAUAACUAUAUAAUAUACCAAAUGGUAAAUAUGCCACAUUUAUUUGGCAUGUACAAAGGUUGUGGCACAUUUAAUGUAUUUUAUUUUUCCAGUGUGUUAAAGCUCAGCAAACAGGUUUA